AUGACCGAGAAAAAUCAACAAAAUGAAAUAGCAGAUUGGCACGUCAAAACAAUCGAAGAGGUAGCCGAGCAUUUCAAUACCUCACUCGACAACGGUCUCUCAGACAACGCAAUUGCAGAUAGACAUGCUAAAUACGGUUUUAAUGAAUUAUCAGCGGGUGGCAGACCUGCAUGGCUCACCGUUUUAAUUGGGCAAUUGUUGGACGUUAUGAAUUGGAUUUUCGUUGCUUUAGGCAUUGCAUCUUACUGUUUAGCAGACUAUGUUACUGGAUCAUUAUUAAUGUUUAUUGCUGUACUCAAUUUAUACCUUGGCUUUUCUCAAGAAUAUGCAGCUGAACAAACUUUAGCAGCAUUGCAAAAUCUUUCUUCACCCAUGGCCAGCGUGAUACGUAACGGCAUAGAGACCUCUGUUCAAAGUCGAGAAAUUGUCCCUGGCGAUAUCCUAGUUGUCAAAGAAGGUGAUUCAAUUGGUGCCGAUGCUCGUUUAUUUUACGCAUCGAACCUUGAGAUUGAUGAAGCUUUGUUGACUGGCGAAUCUGUACCCGUUCAUAAGGACUUGGUAUUGUUAGAGAAAGCUGACGAACCUUUAGGCGAUCGUAUCAAUAUGGUUUACUCAUCUACCAUUGUAUCCAAAGGCAGAGGGAAAGCUAUUGUCACGUCGACUGGUAUGCGCACAGAAAUCGGUAAAGUUGCAUCUAAACUCAAUGAUGCGACUGACUCGGACCGUACUCGCCUUCAGAAAUCCUUAGAUAAAAUGUACAUUAUCUUGCUUGUCGCUGCUGUUGUUUGCGUUAUCAUUGUCCUCGCGUCCGUCAAGUUUAAGCCGGAUUAUGAUACCGGUAUGUACGCUAUGACAGCUGCUUUAUCUGUUUUACCUGCCGGUUUGACUACUGUGAUGACCGUGACACUUGUUUUGGGCGGCAAAGAAAUGACUCAUCAGAAAGCAAUUGUUCGUAAACUAAAGUGCUUGGAAACAUUAGGCUCCGUCACCAAUAUUUUCUCCGAUAAGACUGGUACCUUAACAAUGGCAAAAAUGGUAGUCGUUCACUUUUGGACACCUGCAAAAGGCUUUUUCUAUGUCACUCCUAACGGUUUGGCUCCCCAUGGCGAUAUUUAUUGUACGAAGGAGCACUUGACCGAAAAUGUGAACGAUGGUUCAGAUGCCGAGUUUGUUGACAGGGCCAAUCUUGAUCCCGACGUUGCUAAUUUGGUUCGGUGCGCUGCUCUUUGUAAUAUGUCAAGCAUCACCAAACCUGCUUUUGGUACAGCGGAUGGAGAGACCGAUUCUGAUGAUUGGAUUGCUAGCGGUGCCCCUACUGAAGUCGCCUUGCAAGUUUUUGCUCACAAAUUCAAUAUGGGUAAACCUGAUCUGGAAGCUAAUGGUUGGGAUCUCUUAGCUGAAUAUCAAUUCGAUUCUAGUAUCAAGCGUAUGACAACAGUUUGUUUGGACAAAAACACAGGUAGCGUCUUUGCCUUCACUAAAGGCGCUGCUGAACGUGUCAUUCAAUUGUGCUCCAACUUUCCUGCUAACGAAGAUCAACUGCCUAUUUUGGAAAAGGUUGAUGUUUUAGCUGCUAAAGGUCUUCGUGUCAUGGCCACUUCUUAUCGUAGAUUGGAUAUGCCAGCCAAUAUCUCAGCAGAAGAAUUACAAAAAUAUACCCGCGAAGAGAUUGAACGCGACCUUACUUUCCUCGGUCUGACUGGUAUUUAUGAUCCUCCAAGGAAAGAAUCCAAACAAGCUGUUCGAGAAGCUCAUCAAGCCGGCAUCUCUGUUCAUAUGCUUACGGGUGAUCAUGAAAAGACUGCUACUGCUAUCGCUAAGGAAAUUAGUAUUCUACGCAAGAAUAUUACACCUGAAGAGCAAAAGCGUUUAGUUAUGACAGGUCCUGCUUUCGAUGCCCUCACAGACGAAGAAAUUGAUGCGCUCCAAGAUCUCCCUUUGGUCGUUGCUCGUUGUUCCCCCGAAACAAAAGUGAAGAUGAUCGAAGCUUCUGCUCGUCGUCGAAAUAUCUCUGCUAUGACUGGUGAUGGUGUCAACGAUUCUCCUUCUCUUCGUAUCGCUGAUGUUGGUAUCGCUAUGGGCAAGAAUGGUAGUGAUGUCGCAAAGCAAGCUUCUGAUAUUAUUUUAACAGAUGAUAAUUUUGCCACAAUAAUUCGUGCAAUUGCCGAAGGUCGACGUAUCUAUCAGAAUAUGCAACGUUUCCUUCUGUACUAUUGGAUUCUGUUGUUCGCCAUGGCUCUCGUUGUCUUGCUCUGUUUAGCUGUCCGUGAUCCUGGAAACCGUAGUGCUGCUCCUCUUUCUACUUUGCAAAUGCUUUUCAUUUAUAUUAUCCUUACUCCGCCUGCUGGUGCUCUCAGUGUUCAACCUCCCUCCAAGACCGUCAUGAAAGAACCUCCUCGUCCUCCUACCGAAAGUAUCUUCAACAGAGAAAUUAUUAUGGAUACUAUUGCUUAUACACUGGGUGUGGCGAUUAUUUGUUUAGUUGCUUUCUUUGUUCCCUUGUACACUGUUGGUCACGGUGUUGGUGGCAUUAAUUGUGAUUCUCAUUACGUCGCGGGUGCUUGUGACUCCUUCUUCAGAGGUCGUGCUUCUCUUCUUGUCGUCUUCAGUUUUGCUUCUUUGAUAGUUAUGAUCCAUUGCCGUAGCUACCGUGAAGUGGAAUGGAACUGGACCGGUAUCAAAAAGACUCUUCGCUCCAAGACCUUUAUGGGAACUCUUAUUUUUGAUAUUGUCGGUCUUGUGAUUUUCAUGUACAUUCCAGUGGUUGCCAUUGAAGGUUUCCGUAUGAAGGGUAUCACUUGGGAAUGGGGCCUUGACAUGGGUUUAAUUUUGUUCAUAAUCGCCUGGGGUGAAGUUUACAAAUUACUCAAGCGCUCCUUUUUGAAGCCAAUGGAUAACGCUUCUAUCGAAUUGGACAAUGGAGAAUGA
Mycotypha africana is the source of this 2928-nucleotide messenger RNA. RefSeq lists its product as uncharacterized. The transcript is spliced from 3 exons. The record is from RefSeq and is a predicted model, not a curated record. Gene Ontology annotation, molecular function: ATP hydrolysis activity; ATP binding; P-type calcium transporter activity. NCBI's taxonomy places the organism in Eukaryota, Fungi, Mucoromycota, Mucoromycetes, Mucorales, Mycotyphaceae. The coding region runs from base 1 to 2928 and encodes 975 amino acids. Gene Ontology annotation, biological process: calcium ion transmembrane transport; intracellular calcium ion homeostasis. Gene Ontology annotation, cellular component: plasma membrane.